Molecule: messenger RNA, 1179 nt
Organism: Mycena indigotica
Lineage: Eukaryota; Fungi; Basidiomycota; Agaricomycetes; Agaricales; Mycenaceae
Product: BTB domain-containing protein
Exons: 10
Coding region: 16-1179 (387 amino acids)
Source: RefSeq, a predicted model, not a curated record
CUGGCGGCUACCGCCAUGGCCACUCUUGUAGGGCCGUCCCCUUCUAUCCUGGAUUCCCCAAACAACUUCGCCUACCGGCGGUGUGGGCAGGAGCUGCACAUCUUGGACUCAAAUACUGGACAUGAAUUGAGCAAGCAUUCGGACCUAUGGUUUCAAGAUGGGUCUGUCAUCUGCCAGGCAGAAACUACUUUGUUCAAAGUUCACUACUCGCAACUUUCGCGUCACUCCGUUCUCUUCAGAGAUGUGUUUACGCUGCCUCAGCCACCCCGCUCCCGGGAGCGGGGUCAGCUGAGGGUUUCUGAAGAUAUCGUGGAAGACUGUGAAACUUGUCCAUUAGUAGUUCUGCAGGAUAAGGCUGACGACGUGGGCAACUUCAUUGCCGCAUUAUACGACGGUCCAAACUUUGGGAAUAAUGGCCGUGAGGACUUUGCUAUUGUAUCAGGUAUUCUUCGGUUGUCCACCAAAUUUCUCGUGGAUUCGCUGCGGGAAAAAGCGCUCGCCCAUUUAUCCAUUGCCUGGCCUUCAACACUGAAAGGCUGGGAUCUGCGGGAGGAUGUUGCCCGAUCAUUCGAGAUGCAGACCUCAAUGAACGGGGGCCACUUUUAUCCUUCUCCCAUCGCGGUCAUCAACCUAGCUCGCGAAGUGACAGCACCCAGCCUUCUACCGGCAGCAUUCUACGACUUGUGUCGAUACACAUUUUCUCAGAUUUAUGAGCCUUCUCAGGACGAACCACUUUACCAACCCUCAGACGCUCCGUCAUUGUCUUCGGCGGACAUGGCGCGUCUGGCCAUCGGGAAAGAAGCAGCCCAAUAUGCUAUCACCACUCUUAUCCAAUCUAUGGGUGCCGCCCAGACUGCCCAAAGGCAGCAAGGACAUUUUAGAAAGAACUCGACAGGGUUCAUUUGCAUGUCUGCGGCCGCGUGCCGAAAAGACUUUAGCGAACUGACACAGUUAGCCACCUCUCACUAUCUAUUCGAUCGGGAACGAGGUCAGAGCGAUCCUCUUUAUGUCUCAGAGGAGAUUGGCCAACUCAAGUCAGCUGAAUUCUCCGAGUGCAAGGCGUGUGCACGCUCACUUGAAAGCUGGGCCUCUCGAGAGCGCAGCAAGAUUUGGGCCAUGAUUAAUGUCUGGUUUCGCUUAGAACAGCCGGUUGAAGUGCCUCCAACCACAACCUCAUGA